This is a messenger RNA of Thalassophryne amazonica, 1936 nucleotides long. It is a transcript of the gene nemp1, whose product is annotated as nuclear envelope integral membrane protein 1. The coding region runs from base 45 to 1361 and encodes 438 amino acids. Gene Ontology annotation, cellular component: nuclear envelope. The record is from RefSeq and is a predicted model, not a curated record. NCBI's taxonomy places the organism in Eukaryota, Metazoa, Chordata, Actinopteri, Batrachoidiformes, Batrachoididae. The transcript has 9 exons.
CGGAAAAGGCGGAGCCAUAUGGGGUCGAACUUGAUGCUCUCAUCAUGGCGGGAUGGAUGAACGGGAGGAAGUAUUUAUAUUUGGAAAGUGUUAAAUUAAUGUUUUUCUUUAUCUUGCUUUUAUAUUUACCGCAUAAGUCUUGUCAAUAUACGGGUAACACACCUCAGGUAACCGUUCUGCAGGAUGGACAGGAGUAUGUCAAAACAGGAUCCAAUUACUUCUGCUACCACAACUCCAUAGUGCCCACCUGGAAGCACACCUGGACAAGAAUACAGGUCCGAGUGUGGAGCUCAAAACUGUUUAAAGUUGAAACUGUAAGAGAUGAACAGAAGCUGCAGGAGCUGGAGCAGUUCAGUGUGCUUGGUUUCCUCUUGAGCUUCAUACAUGAGCGGUACAAUGAAACCACAAUUAACAUCAGUCUGUACAGCAAGAAGACCUGCUUCAAGAUCGACCCCGCUGAUGAGACCACUGAGUACACUGUUAAGGCCCUUCGCAAGUUUGACAUUUACCUGUUUUUAGUAUUCCUCAUGGGGGCACUGUUGUUUGUCUUUGCAAACUCACUCAGCAGGAGUCAAAUUUUCUACUACUCAGCUGGCAUGAGUACAGGAAUAAUCGCUUCUCUCAUCAUCCUCAUUUUUGUUCUGGCACGCUUUUUGCCAAAGAAUAACUCCUUUUAUAUGCUGGUUGUUGGUGGUUGGUCAUUCUCGCUGUACACCAUCCAGCUUGUCUACAAGAACCUGGCAUUAAUUCUCACAGAACACUGGAAGCUGGCAUUUGGUUACGUAGCAGUGGUGGGCUUCAUCAGCUUUGCUGCGUGUUAUCGUUACGGUCCUCUGGUGGAUGAGAAGAGUAUUGACAUUCUGUCGUGGACACUGCAGCUGUUUGGCCUGUUGCUGAUUUAUUCUGGAAUUCAGAUUCAGCAAGUUGCCUUAGCUAUCAUCGUAGCAGCUUUUGUCUCCAAAAAUCUGGAGUACCCAGUCCACUUUGUGCUGGCUGCAUGGAGGAAAGUCAGAACAUAUAUUCACUGGAAGCCAGAGCCACGUCGCCUGUUGACUGAGGAGGAGUAUCAGAUACAAGGAGAGGUAGAGACUCAGCGAGCACUGGAAGAGUUGAGGAAGUUCUGUAACUCCCCAGAGUUCAGUCCAUGGAAGGCCGUGUCAAGGCUUCAGUCUCCAAAAAGGUUUGCUGAUUUUGUUGAAGGGUCACCACACUUGUUGCCAAAUGAGGUGUCAGAUCAUGCACAGGAAUAUGGAAUCGGAGGCUCAUUUUUUGAAGAUGAACUCUUUGAUACAGAAGAUGAGGAUGGGGAUGGGGAUGUGAAGCCAGACGGCAGUUACACAGCGAUGAUGUGUAAUAAUUGACGAGACUUCUAUUUUGCCUUUGAGAAUGGUAACUGGAGAACUACUCAAACUCUCCAUGGUUUCUGUACAAAUGCUUCAGACUGACUUGGAUUGAUGACUGUGAAGGCUCAAAGAAGCCGAUCUGUGAUUUAGUCACGAUUGCUGUGUCACUCAGUUAAACACUGACAACUGCAGGAUGGAAGGUGGGAUCAGAUUUUGUUUUUUUAAUACGAACAUUCAAGUGGAACUGUGUAUAAUUUAAAAUGUGCAUUUAUAUGGGACCUUGGCAGAGGUGAAGCAACAAAUAAAGGUCAAUUUUAAGAUUCUUGAUGUAACUAAUUAAAAAUGGUAUGUAGGGAUUUCUAUUUUGCUGACUUGCGUCGUAUCUCAAAAGGUUUUAAUUUUCUACGUAAAUUUUAGAUGACAAACGGCUGUCUGCACAUUACAAUCCAAUUCAUUAUUGCAAAUUUUUAAUAAAGUUACAAGGACAAACCAGCUUUUUUUUUUAAAGAACAUGCUUGUGUUAAGUAUUUGUUUCUACUGUUUUCAACAUCAGUUGCCAUAAAACUAUUUGAAUAAAAAUAUAUGAGCUCAGA